CCAAAGCGAAGCAUUACAGGAAUAAAGGCAGGCAUUCCAUAACGAGAGGAACCCACUCUCCGCCUCUCGCAGAUUCUCUACAUGGUUCAUAGAAGCAGCAUUUGAGACCAUAAGAUAAAGCUUGAAAAGCAUAGGUCUCUCUCUCCCUCUCUCUUCGCGGUGAGCUGCAAGUUAUAGCUAGUUGAAGUAUGGGGCAAGCACUGGGUUGCCUUCAAGUGGACCAGUCAAAUGUAGUUAUCAGGGAACACUUCGGAAAGUUUGAUGAUGUGCUUGAGCCAGGGUGUCAUUGCUUACCUUGGUGUCUAGGAUACCGGGUAGCAGGUGGGCUCUCACUGCGUGUGCAACAACUUGAUGUGCGAUGUGAGACGAAAACUAAGGAUAAUGUCUUUGUCAAUGUGGUUGCAUCUGUCCAAUACCAUGCCAUUGCUGAAAAAGCAGCUGAUGCUUUCUAUAGGCUUUCCAAUACCAGAGCGCAGAUCCAAUCCUAUGUUUUUGAUGUUAUAAGGGCAAGUGUCCCAAAAUUAAACUUGGAUGCUGUCUUUGAGCAGAAGAAUGACAUAGCAAAAGCUGUGGAAGAGGAGCUGGAAAAGGCUAUGUCUACCUAUGGGUUUGAAAUUGUCCAGACCCUUAUUGUGGAUAUUGAGCCAGAUGUUCAAGUGAAGAGAGCAAUGAACGAAAUAAAUGCAGCCGCUAGACUGAGGUUGGCAGCAAAUGAGAAGGCGGAAGCCGAGAAAAUAUUACAGAUAAAGAAAGCUGAAGGAGAAGCAGAGUCCAAAUACUUGUCAGGACUGGGCAUAGCUCGCCAGCGGCAGGCAAUUGUUGAUGGGCUGAGGGACAGCGUACUUGCCUUCUCUGAGAAUGUGCCUGGAACAACUCCAAAGGAUGUCAUGGACAUGGUGCUAGUGACUCAAUACUUUGACACUAUGAAGGAGAUUGGGGCAUCCUCCAAGUCCUCCUCUAUUUUCAUCCCGCAUGGACCUGGUGCGGUGAGAGACGUUGCUGCACAAAUUCGAGAGGGUCUUCUUCAGGCCCGUCCUGUCCAAGACUCUUAAAAUUAAUAUACUACGCUUUGGUUUAGACUUGAUCACGUAUUAGUGACUGGAGGAUAUUGUACGAGUACGAAAGUGCAGAAUGAUAUUGUAGAACUGCGUGUAAUUAGUCACGAUGCAAGUUGGAUAGGUAGUGUAUUCUCUCA
Messenger RNA from Carya illinoinensis, 1195 nucleotides. RefSeq names its product hypersensitive-induced response protein 1-like. The record is from RefSeq and is a predicted model, not a curated record. NCBI's taxonomy places the organism in Eukaryota, Viridiplantae, Streptophyta, Magnoliopsida, Fagales, Juglandaceae. The transcript has 6 exons. The coding region runs from base 189 to 1052 and encodes 287 amino acids.